Lontra canadensis (Northern American river otter) is the source of this 5471-nucleotide messenger RNA. It is a transcript of the gene ZNF641, whose product is annotated as zinc finger protein 641. The record is from RefSeq and is a predicted model, not a curated record. Lineage: Eukaryota; Metazoa; Chordata; Mammalia; Carnivora; Mustelidae. Gene Ontology annotation, biological process: regulation of cytokine production; negative regulation of transcription by RNA polymerase II; regulation of immune system process. Bases 173 to 1447 code for a protein of 424 amino acids. The transcript is spliced from 6 exons.
CUGUGCCCGCCCCGCCCGCGCCCGCCCGGCCGCCGUCUCCGCCCGUCGCUGGCUCCGCGGCCGCCGGCUCCGACCAAGCCGAGGGCGGAGGGGAGGGGCAGGCGGCGCCCAGGAGGGAGGCACGGGCCGCAGGCCAAGCGGACCGGGGUCACAAUUUGGGUUUGCAGCAAAAAUGCUCUCAGAACAGACAGCAGUCCUGGGGACAGGAUGGGAGUCAAUGAAUGUCCAGCUGGAUGGAGCAGAGCCUCAGGUGGAAAGGGGAAGCCAAGAAGAGGGGCCAUGGAGAAUAGCACCAGGGCCACUGGAACACCUGUGCUGCGACCUUGAAGAGGAACCACAGUCCCUUCAGGAGAAGGCUCAGUCAGCUCCCUGGGUUCCUGCCAUUCCCCAGGAGGGGAGCACCGGAGAUUGGGAGAUGGCAGCUGCACUUCUUGCGGCAGGAUCACAGGGCCUGGUAACCAUCAAGGAUGUGUCAUUGUGCUUCUCUCAGGAGGAAUGGCGGAGCCUGGACCCUUCUCAGACAGACUUUUAUGGAGAAUAUGUCAUGCAAGAAAACUGUGGCAUAGUGGUCUCUCUAAGAUUUCCAAUUCCCAAACUGGACAUGCUUUCUCAACUAGAAGGAGGGGAAGAACAGUGGGUCCCUGACCCCCAGGACUUGGAGGAGAGGGACAUCCUGAGGGUCACAUACACAGGAGAUGGAAGUGAGCAUGAGGGCGAUACCCCUGAACUAGAAGCAGAACCUCCCCGAAUGUUAUCUAGUGUGUCUGAAGAUACUGUUCUCUGGAACCCAGAACAGGAUGAGAGCUGGGAUUCCAUGCCCAGGAGCUCCAGAGGAAUGCUCCUGGGCCCACCUUUUCUUCAGGAAGAUAGCUUCUCAAACCUUCUAUGUAGCACAGAGAUGGAUUCCCUUUUAAGACCGCACACAUGCCCCCAGUGUGGGAAACAGUUUGUGUGGGGCUCCCACCUUGCCAGGCACCAGCAAACACACACUGGGGAGCGGCCCUACAGCUGCCUCAAGUGUGAAAAGAGCUUCGGGCGAAGACACCACCUGAUCCGGCACCAGAAAACCCACCUACAUGACAAGCCCAGCAGGUGCUCAGAGUGUGGCAAGAAUUUCCGAUGCAACUCCCAUCUGGCCAGCCACCAGAGAGUGCAUACGGAAGGCAAAUCCUGCAAGGGUCAAGAGGUUGGAGAGAGCCCAGGGGCUAGGAAACGGCAGCGUGCCCCACCAGUGCCAAAGUGCCAUGUGUGCACUGAGUGUGGGAAGAGCUUUGGCCGACGGCACCACCUGGUGAGACACUGGCUGACCCAUACUGGGGAGAAGCCCUUCCAGUGCCCUCGCUGUGAAAAGAGCUUUGGCCGUAAACAUCACCUGGACAGGCACCUGCUGACCCACCAGGGACAGAGUCCCCGGAGCAGCUGGGACAGAGGGACAUCUGUCUUUUGAAAUCUGUUUCUGCUGCAGCUGUGGUCACAUCUAUCAGCAGCUGGUGCUACCAGGAGUCUCUGCCAGAACUGCCCCUCUCCUGCACCCCGAUGGCCAGAAUCAUGAACCCUGGCUCCAUCCCUAGAAAGAGGAGGUUCUAACAUUGGCCAGACAUUUCUCACCAGUUCUGUGAGAUAUCACAUAAAAUGGAGUUCUUUGUGCAAAACUUUUAGGAAACAGUGCUUACUGCAUGGGCUGAUAUUCAGCCCUAGCCCAUUAUCAAGGGUACCACUUGAGAAUCUGCACUUUAUUGCUGUGGUCCAUUCUAAGUGGUUGGAACCUAUGCCAUACCAGUUAAAUAUUUGAGUAACACCUUUGUGUACUGUAACUAUUCUAUCCUCUCUGUAUAUAGAGAGGAAGACCAUAUUAGUAUAUUGAAGGCGCUAAGAACUUAUGUGUACAGAGAAUUGUUAAACACUUCUAACACAGUGUUUCCUAAACGUGUUUGACCUCAGUGUCCUUUCUAUCUCACAUCCCACAGAACUGGUGACUCCACAAAACACACUGGUGAACACUGGGUUAGAGAGUAAUGAGGAAACAGGAAAGAUAUAGUGAGCCCCAGAGCCCCCUUUUUUUUUUAUCCAAAUGAAAGCUGAGGGGCAGACCUCAUUCCUGUGUGGGUCCAUCACACUUACCCUGAUCAUCCAAAUAUACAUCCAAACCUCUUACUAUCCCCUACUGAAAAAUAGAAAUAAGAACCUUUUCACCCUCUUUUUCCAACUCCCUUCAUCCUCCUCAUACAUAUAUCUAGCUGAGAGAUCACACUACAAUGCUAAGAGAUGAAUUUAUACCCCUCAAGGAACCUAGGCCCACACAGAAGAAAAAAACUUUAUCCCUUGAACAGACCCCUCUCCUCUUGACUGUGUCUUUUUGUGUCUAUGUGUAUUGGUGUGCAGGGUCGUUGAAGAGAGCAUGCAAAGUGCAAAGUGUACAAGCUAGAUUUUCUAGGGGCUGUUUUCUGGGGAUGAGGGUAGUAGGGAUUGUAUGGGAUUUUUGUUUUGUUUCAAGAUAGGAAGUAAACUGAGCAAUUAAGGGAGCCCUCGUGGAAAGGGUUAAGUGAUGGGUUAAGUUGUGAAAGUUGAAGUGUAAAGCCUUCCCUGGUGUAAGUGAGAUCAAGAUAACUGUGGAUAUGUAUGUCUAGAUCCAAAUCUCUGGGCCACAGAUUCUUUUUGCCUGGGAAGAGAGAGAAAGACAUAUCCUCAGAGAGGUGAGCUGUUUCUUGUCGGUUUCAAGUAAGAUGCAUAUAGAAGCUUUGUGCUUAGUGGGUUUCUUUGUCUUGUUUUAGUGCUGAGAAAUUAGGACAGGAAUCACAGUGCUUGGAGGUUGUUGUCCUCACUCUUAUUUGACCUUGAUUGCCUCAUCAAGGAAGCAGUUUUUCUUGAGGAUCUCAUUCUCCCAGAAACAGAACUUUAGGGAAAAUGGCUGUGGUUAGCUUUUAAGCUGACAGUGGGGAGAAGUAGUGUUUUGGGUUUUCUUCCCAGCUCUGGGAAGGAAUCCACACUAAGACUCUUAACUCCAGGAAUUGUAUAAGUAUUCUAGCAUCUGUUGGUUGAUGAGUUGUCAUUGUUUUGCUUUAUUGAUAAUGUGUUAAUACCAAUCUUUUAAAAAUUUUCUUAUAUAUAAGAGCAGUUUGGGGUUAGGAAGAGAAAGGAGCAAAGCAGAUGAAAGUGGGAUAAUUUCUCUUCAAUGCUUAGAUUCUGGUUUUUCCUUAACACACUUAUUUCUCAACCACAAUUGGUGGAAUUAACCAGAGAGACAAGAGGAAGCAAGCUGCAACAAUGUAAUUUAGUGAUUGUCCCAUUUGCUUAGAAAAAACUGGGUGAAUCACAGCUCAUCAGAAUUCUGGACCCAAAUGGAGCUGAAAAUAGGAUCAUUUUGUUGACUGGGCUUCUUAGAGUGGAUAUGACUCAAACAACCCAGCCUAUACCUCCAUUUUGCCACUCAGAGCAGCUUUCCUUCUUUGCCUGGAAUGCACUUCUCUUGCUUAUGUUCCUGCAUAUAGAGCAAAAUGGCCAGCCCUUUGUAAGGUCCUCAGAGACAGGAGCAUUUUAGGAUUAGUAUUGGGAGAUACCCCAGGCUGUAAGAGAGUAUUGGAUUCCAGUGGGAAAACCGGACUACACCAUUUCUUUUACCCUCUCACUGUGCCUCAUUCAUUAAUGCAGAUCAGCUCUGUGUAAGCAAUGGUUCAGAACCUGUUUCAGAUCACAGACCCUUAUGAGACUCUGAUAAAAACCAGAAACUCACUUUUGAGAAAAACAGACAUUAGCAACUCACUCUGUUUUAUAUAUACACAGUUAGCAGGUUUAGAGCCCAUCCAUGGAAUCAAUAAACGGGUCAUGGGGAGUUACCGUGACCCAAUAUGGUCAUUUAUAUACUUGUGUCAAAAAUUACAAGGCAAAGAUCACUAAAUAUUUUAAGGACUAGAUAUGAGAGGAAGUAGGGUAUAAAGACAGAGUCUAGUCUUUAAUGACUAAAAGAGUAUUGCUGACAUUCUACUCUAUGUUUUUUCUUAAAAAAAGAUGACAUGCUGACAAAUGGAGCUCCUCACAAACCUUGUUUUAAAGACUUGUGGGAGGUGACUCUCCGUACUAUCAGAUCACACAUCUUAAUAACCAAAUGUUAACCUCCAGCUGUUGAUCUGUUUUAGUAAUUGUAAGGAUAGCAAGUGAAGCCCCCAAGUGUGAGUGCUGUCAUAGCACCCAAAUGAAAGGCAUGAUGAGUCUAAGAGCUUUCUGCAGAAAGGGCAUCCCUUUAGGUCAUUUCUGGUAUACCACUGUCUUCUCUACCUCGGUCCAACACCACUUCCCUUGGACGAAAAAUAAAAUAAGCAGCAGCCAUCAGAUGGGUGAAUAGAUUUGAAUGAUUUUUCCCACAGGGAAUCAGCUUCAAACUCCCAUCUUUCCCAUAACUGGCUUUGCCACAUGUCUACCCUACCCCCUUUAAAUAAAAAAAAAACUGUCUCUGUGUUCUCUCUGGGCAAAUAUAAAAUGGAGAAAUCCAUCUUCAGGAACCCGUUAUCUUUUCCUUCUGUGGUGCCUCUACUCUGUUCAGGGCCCAAAUAUCCUCCUCUUUGCACCCCAUCAAAGUAUAUCUGCAGAGAAUCCCUUCAAAGUGUUAGCUUUUCCAAGUUAUUUACAUUUUAAGCCUUAACACAGAUGUAGAAGUGGAAGGCAAAAGGUUUCCCUUGUCAAAAUGAUGUUAUACCUUCGGGGAGCUAAAGGGGUGAUAAUUUGUGACAAAAAUCCUUUCCUUUCCUGCACUCCUACACUUAAACCACUGUUUCCUCAUUUCCAUCAAGGGCAAGGUGAGUCCUGACUCAGAACCAGAGGUGCCAGAGGAAUGUUUUUUCCAUCUCUGUUCAGAUAAGUGGUGGAUGGGGAUGAGUGGGGCUGGGCAGUAAUAGAAAGGUGAAAUCUAUUCCUUUAGACCCCAUAGAAAUCCUGAGCUGGCAAAAUUUCCUUCUGUUCCCUGGAGCGUUAUAUGAGGUCUUAGGUCUCAAAAUAUGGUCUCUGUACCAGCAGCAUCUACAUAACCUGGGAACUUGCUUUAGAAAUGCAAACUCUCAGGCUCCACCCAGACAAGCUGAAUCAGAAACUCUGGGAGUGGAGCCCAGCAAUCAGUCUUCACUUGCCUUCCAGAAUAUCUGAUAUAUGCUAAAGUUUGAGAAUCACUGGCCAGGAGAUUCAAAUUCCACUUCAAUCAGUGGUAUCUUACCUUCUUCAAAUGGAGAGAGAGGGGAAUCUUUAUGCCCUGUGGUCAGAUUUAUUUUCUGCAACCCUUCAACGCUAGUUUCUCCUCAGUUCUGGUUCCAUUGAGUCCCCACCCUCAAAUCAGUAAAAGGAGUGGGUUAAUCAACAAUUUUAGAGACUGUGUUGGAGCCAUGCCAGACUGUUGUAACUGAUUGGGGCUAGAGCUUCGACAAUGGACACUAAGGAUUCAUGGGUCCAGAAAUCUGAAAAGACAAAAAGGAGCAGAUAUCUCAAAG